Molecule: messenger RNA, 1083 nt
Organism: Striga asiatica
Lineage: Eukaryota; Viridiplantae; Streptophyta; Magnoliopsida; Lamiales; Orobanchaceae
Source: the annotation of a GenBank genome assembly
AUGGUCGGCUCCUCACGCACAAUCCACAAGAGGGUCGAAUGCUUGAUCGAUGAGGGCAAUUAUCAUCGCGCCUUAAUCAAGUCAUCGCAUUCGUCGCUCCCUCGCCUUAGUGGUACCCAUCAAGUGGGACCAUUGGUUGGCGGGGUCAAAACCUGGAUAGCUUCUCUCUGUUCCAUAGACAAAGACUGCAUAGUGAACAGCUCAGCGAUGUGUACUCAGUACUCACUCCUCGGCUGUGAAAGAGAGGGAGCUUCUGAGCUAAAUCAAUCCCGCACAGGCGAUUACCCGGAACUUUACACUCAAUGGAAAGCAAAAAGGAAGAAAAAAUCCGCUUUGAAAGCGAUUCCAAAGAACAUAAGAACGACCAGGUGGCGGGCGGGAGCAGCAGAAGCAUUGAGAUUUGCUUGUUCAGAGAUGCGUCAAAGGAGCGUGGAAAGAAGGAUUGGUCUUACUAUCUAUGGGCAGGAAAACUGCCUGGGAAAACAAUCCCAAGGGAAGCUUCUCGCUAUGGCUCCGGAUGACCUUGAGGUUUUCCCCGGUAAGGCCCAGCACCUUUCUCGAAGGAUCUAUGAAAAGAACGAAUGGGUAAGCCCGGUGGUUCAAGGUCGUAAUCUACGGGAUCAACAGAAGCUUCUCUUGGCCUACCUGGAUAAGAGGCUCGUACAGAGACAAGAUCCAGUGAAAGAUUCAUUUCCAGAGUUAGAUCGAGUGGAAUCUUUCCCAGAAAGCUUUAUCGGACUUUCUCUGUCGCUAGCGAAAGAUCAUGCUUGCUGUCUUUCGUUUAGCUCCCUCUCGGCAAUAGAAGGCAUCUCCAAGAAAGAGCAGCUGGUCCCAAUGCAUGCUUUUAAGAAGACAGAUCGUCAAAUGGCGACGUAUAUAAAGAAGUCGGAAGUCGCCGGGGGGGAAUUUCAGCCAAUUCGUAUUCGUACAAAGCUUCUCUACCCCCGAGACGAAUACCAACCAAUAUUUGAAAUACCUCCUUUUCCUACUUUUCCUGCUCCUAGGAAGAUCCGCAGCGCUAUUGAUGUUGGAGGUAAGCCGCUUAGCGCUGUGACAAAGACAGAUGUGAAAAUCGAAGACUGA